This is a messenger RNA of Monomorium pharaonis (pharaoh ant), 11407 nucleotides long. It is a transcript of the gene Sema1a, whose product is annotated as semaphorin-1A. The transcript has 10 exons. Gene Ontology annotation, molecular function: semaphorin receptor binding; chemorepellent activity. Gene Ontology annotation, biological process: neural crest cell migration; negative regulation of axon extension involved in axon guidance; positive regulation of cell migration. The record is from RefSeq and is a predicted model, not a curated record. Bases 2046 to 4388 code for a protein of 780 amino acids. Lineage: Eukaryota; Metazoa; Arthropoda; Insecta; Hymenoptera; Formicidae.
GAAAUUGAGAUUAAGAAAAAAUUGGAUUCAUAGAAUAUUUUAUUGGCUCUGAUGUAUUUCUAUUAUAAUUGUUUCGUAACUUUACAUUCUUCAGAAGAAAUUUAGAUUCAAGGCAGUGAAUCGUUGCAUAAUUCACUGAUUAGCGCAGAUUUCAAGUAAAGCCUUCGAACAAUUCCAAUUCUUUGUUGUCGAUCGGCGGGUUCAAAUUUCCCGCCGGACGCCGCGCCACCGAGUACGCCCACGUGCCACGGGAUGGCGCUAGUCGCGGGCACAUCCGCAGAAUCAAAAAAGACAGUUGGGAAGUGUAACAUCACACAUCGAUUCGGCGGCCUCGCGCGCGUCGAGCCCGAAAUAAAAAGAAAACUUUCCUCUUCCGCGUUCCUUGGGACCUGGCCGUGUGCGGUCGCGACGAGGUCGCGCAGCCCCGACGUCUAAACGUUGACACGCGUGUGGUGCGGUGAGUACAAAGUGUCGACUCCGGAGGACGAGCGGUAUAGCGCGCUGCGCCGAUGGAAACGUGACUGUUCCCUCACGGGUAGUGUGCAGUGGUUCCUGUCAUCACGGGUAGCGGCGACGGCGGCAGCAGCAGCAGCAGCAGCCCUCUCGGUCUCAACCCCCGUUCUUCCGAGAGCCACGUCGCCGACACCGCCGAGGGAGGGAAACUCGGCGCGCCGAUAACGACCACGGCGGAGGUCACUGCAUUGCGACUAGCAACUACGCUGUGGCGACUACGGUGAGAUACCGACGACGAGGACACCGACGUGGAAGACGAAAACGGCGCGGUCGCGGCGGGGGGUAGUGGGAGUUGGAAAAAAAAAAAAUCGGCGCUUGCUCGGUGUCUCACCCCACGGAGAGAGAGAUCCACUACCCCUAUAUCUCUACCCCCGUUCUCUAUACGCGUACCGUGCCCCGUGGAGAGAGUCUCACCGCCACAUCCACGUGCGUGCACGUACGUCGCGCGUGUAUCGUCGCCGGUCACGCGUAAUCACGCAUACGGAAACGCAGGCUCCACCGAGGAGGGUAGUGACAGAGAGUGAGGAACGCUACGCGCCUGCGCCCGCGGUAGUGCGGAGAGCAGCGCGGUGGCGCGCGCCGCUUGAUGGGGGAGAUCAGUGAGGAGGGCGCCACUUGGUGGGGAGCGCGCGUCACCUGCCGCGACAUCAGUGUGACGGCGAGCGUCAGUGGACGCGGACGGUUGGUACGACGCGCGCGCGCGAGAUCGUAGGUAUAGUUUCUCUCCGAGAUCUAGAGAAAGCGGGAGAAAGGGAGAGCGCGAGAGAGAGAGAGAGGAAAAGGUGUAAAAGUACACACACGUUCGCGCGUGGACGCUUGACCGCGUGAAUCACCGCGCGCGAGUGUUGGCUCCUCGUUUUUUUUUUUUUUUUGGUGGUGGUUUUGUUGACACUCCAGACGGGCCGUGCGCCGCGCGCUACGUGCCCCCACCCUCGCACGCGUCCAGGGUGAAUGUGCCGCUACUUGGCCGCCGCUACGUCGGGGCGGCCGACCGUCCUCCUCGGUGAGACAUGCGUGCGGCGGGCCGCCGGUGGACGACCGCGGAUGCAACGACCGCAACGACGACGGGGAACGACGUGGUCGUGUCGCACGUGACUGCCGCCGUCGCGGCAUCGGCAUCGUCCUCCUCCCGGCAUCACCCGGGUGCGCAGUGAGUGUAUAUUCGACAGGAGAAAGUAACGCGUGUGUGCGCGCGCGCGCGCGCGCGCCUCUCGCGAGUUAACCUCGGCGCCGGGCGUUGUCGUCGCCGCCGCCGCCGCCGCCGUCGUCGUCGUCGUCGUCGUCGUCGCUGCUCCAACGCGCGCGUGGAGCGCAGCAAGUGUGACCGGUGAUCGCGCGUAGUACGUACGCGCAGCGCAUUUCCUUCCGUUCCGUUCCGUUCCGUUCCGUUCCGUUUUGUUCUCGCGUGGUGUGCCACCGCGGUUUUCCACGGUAGUUUUUGGUGCUCUCUCUCUCUCUCGGAGGAGACUGCGAGCCCUGGCACGUCGUCGUCGUCGUCGUCGUCGUCGUCGCUGCGACAUCAUCGUGAGAAGAUGAGGCUCCGCGUCGCCUCCAGGAUGCAACCUGGUGGAUUGCUGUUCUGCUGGUGCGUCAUGACGGUCACCCUCGCCCUGGCCGCUUGGCAGGAGAACGUCAGGCCGAAGAUGUACGUCCAGCUAGGUGCGGAGGAUGUGUUCAGGUUUACGGGAAACGAGACGCACACAGACUACUUUCGGCUGGUGCUCAGGGACGGGAACUAUCUUCUAGUCGGCGGAAGAAACCUCGUGCAUAAUCUCAGUCUGACCGACCUGACGGAGCAGCAGAGGUUGACCUGGUACUCGACGGAGAACGACGUGAAGAUGUGCGUCGUCAAGGGCACCCCCGAGGAGAACUGCCAGAACUACAUUCGCAUCCUGGUGAAGACCGGGUCGAACAACCUCUUCGUGUGCGCCACCAACGCCUUCAAGCCCAUGUGCCGUGAUUACACGGUGCACGCGGGCAACUACACGAUCGUGAAGGAGAAGGGCGGCCAGGCGAGGUGCCCGUACGACCCGCAGCACAACAGCACCUUCGUUUACGUCGACGGUGAACUCUACACCGGCACGGUCGCCGAUUUCGCGGGCAUGGACCCGAUAAUCUACAGGGAGCCGCUGCAGACCGAGCAGUACGACUCGAUGAGUCUGAACGCACCGAACUUCGUGAGCUCCAUGUCCCAGGGAGACUUCGUCUACUUCUUCUUCAGGGAGACCGCUGUAGAAUAUAUCAAUUGCGGCAAGGCCGUCUACUCUCGCGUGGCGCGAGUCUGUAAAUACGACCGGGGCGGACCGCAUCGUUUCCGUAACAGGUGGACGUCCUUCUUGAAGUCGCGUCUCAAUUGCUCCGUCACCGGAGACUUCCCAUUCUACUUUAACGAGAUACAGUCAACGACCGAGCUGAUAUCGGGUCAAUACGGCGGCACAUCUGCCCAGCUCAUCUAUGGCACCUUCACGACGCCGGUGAACAGCAUAAGCGGCUCGGCGGUGUGCGCGUUCUCGUUGCAGGACAUCGCCGAUACCUUCGCCGGCAAUUUCAAGGAGCAAAGCGCCCUGAACUCCAACUGGCUGCCGGUGCAGGACACGAAGGUGCCGGACCCACGGCCAGGCCAAUGCACCAACGACUCGCGCACACUGCCGGACCUGACGCUCAACUUUAUUAACACGCACUCGCUGAUGGACGAGUCGGUGCCGAGCUUUUUCGGCCAGCCGAUCGUUAUACGCACCAGUUUCCAUUACAGAUUCACUCAGAUCGCCGUGGAUCCUCAAGUGAAGACUCCGGGCGGCAAGACCUAUGACGUCCUUUUCAUCGGCACGGACAACGGCAAGGUGAUCAAGGCGGUGAACGCCGAGUCUGCUGAUUCCCAUCAGAAAGUCAGUCCCGUCGUGAUCGAAGAGAUACAGGCAUUUCCACCAACAGUGCCAGUGCGCGGCAUCAAGGUUGUCCGAGCCUCGCAGGCGGGCGACGGCCUCGAGGAUGGUCGACUGGUUGUCAUCGCCGACAGUCAGGUGCAGGCGCUGAGACUCCAUCGCUGUUACAGCGAUAGGAUACUAUCGUGCAGCGAGUGCGUGGCCCUGCAAGAUCCGUACUGCGCCUGGGACAAGGUGGAGAACAAGUGCCGGGCGUUGGUCGGCCCGGCGGCGACGGACGCCAGCAGGUUUCUGCAGAGUGUCGCAACCGGCGUUCAUGCGUCCUGUCCGGCGAGCAAGAGCCUUAAUAAGGACGCCGGCAGCGUCGGCGCUAUUUCCGCCAAUCAAAACAAGUUUCCGCAGGACUCUCUCCCGAAUAAGGACAACCCCGGCGGCGAAAUUAUCAAUAUCAUGCAGGACGAAGAACAGAACAACUCAGGUCCGGCAGUAGCCGCGGCUGAUACGCCUACACCACAGUAUUCGGUGGAGACCCUGGUGAUGGCUGUGGUAGCUGGUGCACUAGCCGCAUUGUUUGUUGGCUUUGUAGCCGGUUACUUAUGCGGCAGGAAGUGCAGGAAAGACGAGGACGACAAUCUACCUUAUCCCGACACGGAGUACGAAUAUUUCGAGCAACGCCAAAAUGUGAACAGUAAUGUCUGCUUAUCCACAUUCAGCAGGCUGGCGCCCGAGCCAAAACUGCUACCGCAGGAGGAGGUGACCUAUGCGGAGCCGGUGUUGGUUCCGCAACCACCGAAGCUCCAGUCCCCGAAGGGUACCAUGAGGAAACCACCGCCAACGCCCACGGAGACCCUCUUUCAGUUCCCGGACGGCUACGGUUUCCGCGGAGGUGCCCGCGGCGACAACUUCGGCACCCUUCGCUCCCAUCAGGGCGAUGCGUAUCGCCGCAACGAUGGCUUUGCGACCACACGCAGCGUCAAGAAAGUUUAUCUCUGAGAAACGAGCGAGGAGGGGGGUGGCCGUCACCGGAGCUUAGGACGGCCAGCGCGCAAUCGCCACAACGCGACGUCGGCCAGCAGGAGUAGUCGCGCUGUGACGUCUGGGGGACAGUCAAAUCGUGAGCUCGCCGGCCCAAGGGCACUGGAAUCGCCCUCGCCAUCGUCGAGCGUGUCAUCGAGUUCCCCGUCCCCUCCCUCCUCGUCACCCUCGCCCACCCUCGUACCGAUCGCCAUGAGCGGCCAGCAGCCACCGCCGCCGCCAACGCCACCCUGCAGUUUCAUCUAUCGAUCAUAGUUGUCACCUUCGUCAUCGUCGUCGCCAUCAUCGUCAUCGUCAUCGUCAUCGUCAUCAUUGUCAUCGCUGUCGCCGUCACGAUCGCUGUCGUACUUUACUUUUGGCUCAGCGACGCGAGGGGAUGAGAGAGUGACAGAAGGAGCGCGCUCUACAGUUCUAGCGCGUUAUUCCCAAAUGUAUACAGCGACUAAUCGAGAGAAGAGUCCAGGCCAGAGAUCUCGCAGUACUUCGAUGGAUGCCGCGAUGCUUUUCUUUCUUGCCUUCAAUCCUGAAUACUCUUAUUUCGCGCGUGGCUUUCGUUUCGACUAAUGUCGCUUCGGCCGCAAUGAAAAAUUAGGAUAACAGAUUUUUACGUCGAUCGAAUCUAGAUGUUAUCAUUUGUUUGCAUAACGGAAAGGAAUUUUCCAAAUCGCGAAAUCGCUUGUCCAUCACGAGCAUUGGGAAACGUCGAGUCAAGUAGCUGUGCGUAGAGCAGUUUGUUUGCAGGUUGCCUAUUCGCGAAUCAUCGCAGCGUUAUAAUGUAGCAUUUCGUAAUCCUUAUAGGAACGACAUUCCAGCCAGAAGUGUUUCGAUGGUUGUUACGAUGAUCAUUAUUAGCUCAUUUACAUAUGCAUAUUGGAAUAAAUAAGGUGAACGCAAACAUUUUAGCGUAGCGAUUGUCGAUUAUCGUAGAUCUUUAGCUCUAAUCCGCAAAAGAAUGAGCAUAUAGAAUACAAAAAGACGAGAGAUUCUACGAUUAUCGAUGCUCGGACUGUAAACUCGAGUGAACUUUGGUGAUUAGGCUUGAUUGACAAAAUAGUGCGAACGUUACGCGAUGGUUCGCAACAAAAUGUCGUAAUCUCCACUAUUUUAUUAAUUGACAAUUAGUAUCGAGGUUGGUAUAUUGUAAAGCUAAUACAGCAUAGUAUUACGACAAAGCUUUUUUCAUAAAGUCAAUUAAAGGAGACUAUCCGCAAACUCGAAACACGCAAUUUUUCUAACGUUGUAAUAUUUAAUACGAGUGAUUGAUAGUGCCAUUAUAGACCACGUAACAUUGCUGCGUGCCUCGAAAUUGAAGACGAUCAUGAUGAUCGACAUUGUUGGCCGGAUGUUUUUCGCGAUUGACCAAAUGGAUCAUGUAAAAUGCAUUUUUAAUUAAGUGUACAUAAUAACGUCUUUGUGUCCUUAUUUUUAUUUAUUUCGUCUUUUCUUGUAAUUUUAUUUUUAUCUUUUAAAUAUAUUAUUACAAGUUGUAUAGAAUGUUCAUUUACACCACGUGAAGAUUGUUAGAUUCAAAGAGUUACUUGCACGAUGGUAAAAUAUUAAAAAAUUUUAUUGUAAAAUAAAGUUGCCCGCAAUUUAAUAUAAUUUACACAUUUUUAUGUGUUUUUGAUGAAAGAUGAAUUAAGCCAGUGAUAUUUGUUAUACAAAAAUUUAAAUUAUGCAUAAAAUCGUGGAGAUUGCUAUAUUGCAUGAUUUAGGAAUGCGUUAAUUGAUGUAUCCACGCAGCGGUCAACUAACAGCGAGAUUACGCUGAUGCUGUAUAGGAUACGUUAAAAUACUCGUUUGAGACGAUAUUACUUUCUAGUUUCUUGAAUGUCGGUUCUAGUUCUGUGUACGCUUCGGAGACGCGCGUUCUCGACGCCUGCACAUAUACGUAAUAAAGAGUGAAGAAAGCGAGAAAGAGAGAGCGGGAGAAAAAUGUGAGAUGCACUGCGCUUAUAUGUACAUAAUACAUAUAUACAAAAAAAUACAUAUACAUCAAUUAGGGGUUAUAAAGACAGGAAGAUUGGAAACGAAGAAACGAGAAUCAGUCCAUCUAAUCUGGGCCCGAUGGUGUAUGUAGACAUCUAUCUUAAAGUGCUUCUUAUUUCAGUGUGUUUAGAGAAGUAAACAUGUAUGUGAUAUAUUCUAUAUGACGAGAGAUGCUCUCUGAGCGUCGGGAGGGGACAAGAGAAACGUGGGGAGGGCUUUAUUCACUCAUCGGGUUCUCUCAGCGGAUCUGAAAUACGAAACGGACGCACGUGGUGAUGGAAUCUCAUGGUCUUUUGUUCACAAGAAUUCGUCGUUACGCUUUGUAAAUAUCCUUUUGUACGGUUUUUUGUACCCAUUUUACAGUCACGUGUCACGCGACGCAUUAUGCGGCGCAUUAUUAAUUUCUGACAUCUCUGUCUCCCACAAUUCUACGGUGUCGCGAAAACAGCUACAUUCCAGCAGAUUGUCUUUCACCGAUCGCGGAAUUUUCGUGAACAAUCGAACCUGAACUCUUUAACACGCAUACAAGUACACGGAUACAUACUACAGGUUGUAAAUUUUUAUAGAUUCUAUUACUGCUUCUUUAUUUUUAUUAAUCGUUAACUCGUUCAACUUGUUUACUCUGUGCUAAAAUACACAUCCUAGGAGCUCGCCGAAAAAUUAUUCCUCAAACGGUAAGACUGAAAGGAUCCCCUAAGGACGAGCAUUUAUUUUUUCUUAGUUUUUUCUAGAAAAAGUUUUUACAAUUGUUGUGGAUGAAAAAUAUCUUUUUUUACAAAAAUUUGGAUCACAAAUUUUUCUAUUACUCUAUUUAAGUGAUUACCGUUCCAAGCACAAAUUAUUCUUUAUUACACAUUUCGUCAGAGAACUAAUGAAAGUUCAUCGAAGCGAAUUGUUAACUCUAUUAGUAGCAUAAUCGAAUAGUCCUCGUGAAUCAGCAAAUUUUUAAGAAAAAGAAAACGACGAUGUCAACAUACCUACAGACAUUUCAUUGACUAUCAAACACGUGAAAAUUAUCCAAACUGCCACGCGGCGUAGGCUUUAAGGUAAAAUUGAUAUUUUGUGCUUGAAACAAGUAGCGAUAUCAGGAAUCAUUUCCCGUGGUUGUAUUUUCCACGGUGGUUUGAAGCUGCCAUAUAAUCAAUUCGACAUUCCUUGUCGCAUGUACACUUAAUUGUCCCUCCCGGGAGUUAAGUAGCGUUUCUAAUUGCUUGUUUCGCGUCGCGCGAAGAACGAAUCUUUUUCUAAGUUUGAUACGACAAACGGCGUCGCGCACCCGUACCCGAACAAGGUCCUAUAAAUAAUUGUUUAGUGAUUUUUUUUGUAAACGGAAGACUCAGGCAUGAUACCAAAGAUAUUAAUUGUAAACUAGGCAUCGUUGGACAUUGUGAUGGUUAAUCGUUAGAAGACGCGCACAAAACGGUAUUCAUUAACAAUAGGAAGGUGGCCCCCCUUGCACACAGACUCGGACACGGUCAUACACAAACACGUGCGUGCAUAUGGGACACGCGAGGAAAGGACAGAGGGCAAGACGUGUAAGGAUGUUCACCUUGUUAGCGAGUUUUAAUAAUCAUGUUGACGACACACACUAGUUGGAAGAUACUCGCGAUAUUAAGAUCGUAGAAUUGUACGUAAACGUUGGAAUCAAGUAAUGCAUGAAAGAAAAAAAAAAACAGGGCAAUCGUGCACCACGAAAUAUUUUUCAAGAGAGAACGAGGAAAGGCAAGAAAGGAGAAAGAAUGAGAGAUAGAGAAAGAGAAAAAAAAAGAAUAUAUGCGUGUGUGCGUGUGUGCGUAAAUGUGGGAGCAAGGAGAGCGAAAGAGAGGGAGAGAACGAGAGUGAGAGGUAUAGCGAUAGCUCGGUGUUCAAAAAAAAUCAGAAGUCUAUAAGCUUACAAUAUUAUUAUCGAGCGUUGAUACUUUAAUAAAUGGAAAAUAAGUAAAAAAAAGACGAAGAUUUGUAUAAACGUGUUCAAGGAGCUCGUAACGUUCAUGUUGUUUAAGCCAAUAAGGAACGGAUUCCAUCCAAGACAAUGACGCGAUCGAGUGUGAUCGAUUAGAGCGACUUUCGACUCGGUAUAAAUGAAUUCGUUUGUCCGGCAUUGUUAUAAACGGGAGUCGCGUGUGAGAAGCGUUGUUCGAUUUAUAGGCUUCGCGUGAUUUUUUGCGUUGUUUGACGUGUUUCGCGGGAGACGUAACGAUAUUUCAUGCAUUAUUUCAUUUCAAUCCCUCGAAAAAAAAAAUCCCGAGAUUAUUUGUCUGUACAUUUAACAAGAGAGGAGUUUAGCCAGUUACUUAUAAAUUGCAACUGAAAUGAACCUAGGAAUACAUAAAAAAUUGAUCUCCUCGCAUCGAGAGGGGAAUCGAAUAGAAGUUAAAGUUUGUAUGAGAUGCGAUUCGCGAGGAUGUGGAAGCUUAGAGAUAAGUAGAAGAUUAGUAAUGAUACAUACGUAUAUAAAUAUAAAUAUAUAAAUAUAUAAAUAUAUAUAUAAAUAAAUAAAUGAAUAUAUAUAUAAAUACAUAUAUAUAGAACGCUUGAAACGUAUAUUAAUAUAUGAUAUAUAUUAUAACUUUUUAUAAAUAUAUUUUUCCGUCGAAGUCUAGCCUAGUUGAUACAUACACAGUUACGACUAUUAAUUUAUCCGAUCUGAUUAUUAUCGAGAUCUAGCGUUAAUUCGGACAUCUUAGACGUCAUAGUUUUACAUGAUAGGCGAGUUGUACGAAUUGUAAGUCACUUAACGAGAGAGAAGAAGAGAAUUAGUACCUAAUGUUAAACAAAUUUACUACUAGCGUUGAAAUAUCCGAAACGAGAGUCUUUUUCUCUUCGCUACCAUCCCUUGCAACCCCUAAGUCCCUAGCCGUCGGGGGAUUUCGCCGAUCGGACGUUCCGUUUAAAGUGUGGCAUACCAAGCAAAGAGUAUAUAUAUAUAAUAUAUAUAAAUAUGUGUAUAUGUACAAGAGAGAUGAGAAGAAUAGAGAGAGAGAAAGAAAGAGAAAAAAAGAGAGAACAUUGUAUUUUUCGAAAUUCGCGUUUCAACGAAAACUCCAUUGCCACGACGGCUAGAAUCUCGCGACUGUUAAUCAUUAAAAAAAAAAAAAAAACGUGACGAACGACCGCGGAAGAACGAGACUCCCGUUUCGCGCUUUGUAAUUAAGUGAAAGAAGACUCGGCGAAAAGUAAGAGGAAAAAAAAAAUGAGCGGCGGGACGAGUAUCGGCGUUUUCCCGCCCUCCCCGGCAUGCGUUCAUAGUCUGACGUGCGUGAGAAAAACGGUGUCGGUGGUGUUUUUUCUUUUUUUCUUUCCAACGGGGAUUGCUGGCCGCGCGACGGGCCUCCCCCGCGCGGCGUUGUAAAAUGAGCAAACACUAAUAAUAAUAUUAAUAAUAAUAACGAUAACAAUAUGAUAAUUAACACUUAAGAAUAAUCAUAAUAAUGUAACGCAUUGCGAUACCAGAAGAUUUUUAAAGGGAAAAAAAAAACACUAUAGCAUUUAUCAACGAUAAAAUAACGAGAAUGUAACAUGUAUUUUGCUUCUUCCUAAUACAGUGCCGUUUACGCUAUUUUUUACUCUAACUAACUAGAAGCUCGGCGAAGUGUGCGUCCCGACGGAGGCGGCCGCCCGGCAGCAUGCGCUACUUUAAAAAUGCCGGUCUGUAUAUUUAGUCGGCCAUAUGUAUCCUUUAAAAAAAAAAAGGGAAAGAAUUAACUAUUCACGAAAAAAAAAAAAAGAAAAAUACGCCCAAAUGUGACUCUGGCAUACAUUCGUCGCCGUUGUCGCCGCCGUCGUCGUCGUCAUCCUCGGUGGUUUCGGAACAAGCAAAGAGGCGACAGGAUUCUUUAACCCCAAGUGGGAAGAAGCAUCGUAAAUGCAUGAUGCGUGCGUGCGUGCGUGCGUGGAUCCCAUUUGGAUUAGUCAGAUCACUCGCCUCGUAUCCUCGUGGUUUCGCCUCGUUAAAAGAUCAAAGCAUUAUUCGACGACCAUUUUUGUCGUUCGCCUCGCGUUGACUGAAACCGAGGGAAAUUCCGCUCCAAGUUCGACAGGGCGCGAGAGAUUUACCGCCGCGAAUUUGUUUGUUUUUUUUUUUUUUUAAUCACCACGAUCGUAUAUUCCUCUCGGCCUGGCGAACGCUCGACAAAUCGCAGUGCAGACUCUCGCGAGCGUCACGAUCGCGUGUUCGCCGCACGCUACUCGUUAUCACGAUCGCAUGUUAUUAUACAUGUUAUUAUACUCUUGUAUUACUCGUUACAGACGCGCUCGUACCGUGCCGUUCGCGAGAUAACGCGCGGAUCCGGUAUCUCUCCCUUCUCGGACGACGCGAGAGGAGCAGCGACGGAAGACGCAGACUGUACAUUAAACGAUUUCUAGCGUUUAAGGAUUUCUAAUUAAGUCACCGCAGUCAAGUCGCUCUGGACACGUAACACACACAUACACAUAAACGUACACAAGCAAGACUCGUCAAUUGAUCCGAUUUCUGCGUCUCGCUCGUCGGAUGUAGGGAUCACCUUGUAUCUUGCGGUGUAAAACGACGACGGUGGAGACGGCGGAUUGCAAUUUCGCGGCGAACGAGCGCGUUGUCACGUGGUCAUGUAACGAAACAAUUAGACGCGAAAGAAACGACGUUGCACCCUUUCCGUUUUUCUUUCUAAAUUUUUUCUUAUCAAGAAUAUCGAGAUCUCGACAUCGACGGACGGCAAGCUCACAUUGAUCUCGUCAAGAGAUAGAGCCGCAGGGCCAGAGUCGCAAUUUGGGGUGGUCCUUCGACUUAAUUAAUUGGGCAGGUUUGUGUGUUGUGUGUGCGUCUCCGCCGUGUGUAUUUGUAAAUCGCAUCCCGGCGCAACACGCCGAACAUCGGUAAAUCGGAGCAACCAUCAUCAAUCGAUCGCAGACAUCCAUUCUGUGUGGCACAGGGCAGCGUGACGAUUCAUCCAUUCGUUCGUUCGUACACUCGCGCGAUUCACGGUAGCGUUUGAACGAAAAAAAAAAAAAAA